This is a messenger RNA of Capronia coronata CBS 617.96, 1335 nucleotides long. Its product is annotated as tRNA-dihydrouridine synthase 2. Bases 1 to 1335 code for a protein of 444 amino acids. NCBI's taxonomy places the organism in Eukaryota, Fungi, Ascomycota, Eurotiomycetes, Chaetothyriales, Herpotrichiellaceae. Gene Ontology annotation, biological process: tRNA dihydrouridine synthesis. The record is from RefSeq and is a predicted model, not a curated record. The transcript has a single exon. Gene Ontology annotation, molecular function: tRNA dihydrouridine synthase activity; flavin adenine dinucleotide binding. Gene Ontology annotation, cellular component: cytoplasm.
AUGACAUCGCUUCCACCCGCCGACCAGUCUCCUCAGAGCGCUCCUCGAGUGCCCAUCCCAAGAAGAGGUGUCGAUUAUAGAGGCAAAGUGGUACUGGCUCCCAUGGUGCGGUCGGGAGAAUUGCCAUCGAGGUUGCUGGCACUGAAAUAUGGGGCAGACCUGGUAUGGGGUCCAGAGACAGUUGAUCGAUCCAUGAUUGGUACGACCCAGAAAACAAAUCCUCGGACAGGCUGCAUAGAAUGGACCAGAUGUUCGAACAACAACAAAAAUUCCAAAUCAGACGUGCCGCCAAAAGAGUCAAUCAUCUACCGCAUCGACCCCAUACGAGAAUCAGACAAAUUAAUCUACCAAAUCGGAACUGCAUCGCCUGACUACGCCGUCCAAGCUGCCACCCUUGUUGCGCCCUAUGUGCGCGGAGUCGAUGUGAAUGCAGGCUGCCCCAAACCAUUCUCUACCUCUGGUGGUAUGGGUGCAGCGCUGUUACGGACUCCCGACCUGCUGUGCGACAUCCUGACAGCGCUCGUCACGAAAGUCGGCAUCCCUCACGAAAUCGGAAUCAGCGUCAAAAUCAGGCUCCUCGAGACCCCGGAGUUGACGUCUACGUUGGUCAACAAGCUUUGCAAAACUGGUAUUGUGGGCUUGACCAUACACUGCAGGACAACACCUAUGAGACCGAGAGAGCGCGCGAUUCGUGAUCAGCUCCGCAUGAUUGGUGAUAUCUGUAGAAGCCAUGGAGUGGCAUGCCUGGUGAACGGAGACGUGACGUCUCGAGACCAAGGGCUUGCUCUGGCAAAAGAGUAUGGCGUGGAUGGAGCAAUGAUUGCUACGGCUGCAGAAGCCAAUUCUUCCGUAUUUCGCUCUGAAGAGCAGGGUGGUGUGGCCCCCUGGCAUGAAGUCGUUGAAGAAUAUCUGCGGCUCGCAAUGAGCGUGGAAAACAAAUUCGGCAAUACGAAAUUUCUGCUGUCGCAGCUCAUGCCGGGCAAGAAUCCUGGCUAUCAACCUGUGCAGAUGUCACGAAGCUACAGCGAGGUGGUGUCGAUCCUUCAGAUAUCUGAUGCAGAGAUGGUGGAGAAAGCCAAGGAAGUCGAUCAUCUGCUCAACCUUGAUGUCCCGAAAAUCACCAAGACCGAUAUCAAACGUCAACACAAGCAGCAGAACAGGGAGAGUUACCAGAAGAAACAAGAAAAGAAGAGAGCAUUGGAACCGAAUGACACUUCAAAUGGCCAAAUCGAAAGUCCAAGUCAGGAGCGGACGAAAAAGCAAAAGGGGGAGAUAGCUGCCGAGAAUGCAGGAUUUGAUGGUGUUGGGCAAGGAGCUAUGGCAGUCGCGGCAUGA